This is a messenger RNA of Brassica rapa (field mustard), 5771 nucleotides long. Its product is annotated as macrophage migration inhibitory factor homolog. Gene Ontology annotation, molecular function: phenylpyruvate tautomerase activity. NCBI's taxonomy places the organism in Eukaryota, Viridiplantae, Streptophyta, Magnoliopsida, Brassicales, Brassicaceae. The record is from RefSeq and is a predicted model, not a curated record.
AAAGAUGAUUUCAUAUUUAUAAAAAUAUUUAUAUUUAUUAAAACUAAUUUUGUAUUUAUAAAACAUUUUUUUUUAUUUAUAAAAACUAUUUUAUUAUUUUUUGUAUUUUAAAUAUGUUUUCUAUUUCAAUUUUAAUUUUAUAUUUUCGAAUUUCAAUUUAAAAAAAUAAAUUUAUAAUUUUUUUUUUAAUUUUGGAAAUAUUCCGAGGAAGUGUAUCCCUUGGGAUUUUCCGACGACAUAUUCCUUUCCGAGGAUUUUCCGACGAACGAACUGGUGGUCCUCGGAGUUUCCUCGGAAAUUCAUUUCCUCGGAAUUCCGUCGGAAAUAUCCGAGGGAUUUCCGAGGAAAAUUGAAUUUCCGAGGACUUGUUUCGUCGGUAUAUCGUCAGAAUAACGUUAUUCCGACGACAUACCGACGAUUUUUUUCCCUCAGUAUGCCGCUGAUUUCUUGUAGUGUGGCCAUGGAAUCUCCAGUUCGGUUAGUAAAAUAUUAAAUGAGUUUGUAUACGCUGAUGAAAAAAAUGCAUUCCACUUGCACAUGUAACUUAUUCUUUGACACCAAUUAUUCUUUUAUUAGGCUCUUUACACAUGGCAUGGUCUCGUUUCCGGUUCAGUUGGGAACAUGAUUUUUUGUUUGGUUAAUAAAUGGCGACAUGGGUUGCUGAUUGGGGACAUAUCAGUUCACAUAUAACAAGCAUAUGUAAAUGAAGUAUGGGAUUUUUCGCUUGUAUGAUUAUUAAGACUACAUUGCAUCGCUAUCAUAGUGGACCACUAAUUGUCAAAAACAUAUACCUGAGUUAAGUACAUCAAUGAAAUAACUGAUGAUAUAGAUUGAAACGCAAACUUAUUCCAAAACGUGAAAUAAACAUGUGAAAUCAAUUUCGUAAACUGAACCAAUAAGUAACCAUAUGUACCUAACGAUUUCCAUAAAUUUUCUAGGUGAGCAGUGCAGAUAACACAUAAUCGUAGCCAAUGGGCCAGCUUACUCUCUUAGACUGAUCGGACUGCACGUGAAAAAUGCGCGGAUUUACUCAACAAAUAUCCAACGUUUUCCAUGAGUUGAUUUAUAGGCUAAAUUUAAUUACUUUAAAAAUUUUAAAAUAUUAUAAAAUAUUAAAUUAUUAAGGUAAUUUUUUUUGUUUCUACUUUCACUCGUAAAAACCUCUUUAAACUUAGUAAGUUGUGUUUUCAUAUAUGAUUUUUGAUUUUCUAUUUUGAUGUGAAUAUUAUUUAGGAAAUAAAGAGGUUUGGAUGGGCAGCUAAGCUAUUCAUAGUAUGUAUAUCCCCACCAAGGAGAUUCAUCAUUAAACCUAUUUCUCGCCAUAUCUGGCAAUUCAUUUUUCUAUACAUUUAUACAUGACAAAAUGGUUUGAGAUAGACAUUAGACAUACAAGCUUUGAUCCGUUUUAACAUCUCUAAAUGAUAGUAUAAAACCCCAACAAAAUCGAAUAUCUUAAGAUGUAUAAGCGGUGGUUCAUUCGCAUCACAUGGAUGUAAAUAACCAAGAUCUGAAAAGAAUAUAUUAAAUCUGACUAAUCGCUCAACAUUUCAUAAAAGUUUUCACUUUUGAUGUCAAAAAAAGUUUCCACUUAAGGAGGAAAGCACUAUAUAACAACAAUUAAUUCCCCGUAUUAACGUUAAUCAUAUAAUCAAUACUAUUAAAAGGGAAGUAAUCUUAAAAAAUCUACCUAUAAAAUUGUUCGGACCCUUUGAUGAUCAUUAUUUUUUAGUUUUACCUUAAACUUAGACUAACAAUAUGUUACCAUGUAUUUCUCUAACAAUAAUUUAUUCAAUUCCUUUAUUUAUUCAAAUAUCACUCCUACAUCUUAAUCAUUACUAUUACUAUAUUUACCAUUUUGACUUUUAAUCAUAAAAACAUUGAAACUAAUGUUUUAUAUUAUCACUUUUAUCAUAUAAUAUACUGUAUGAUUUAAAGGAAGAGAAGUUACACGACAUAUAUGUGUACAUUCUAACUUCCUCUUUCCUUUAUAAUAAUGUAAUCAUAUCAUAUAUAAACUUUCCUACUAAAAUCUCAUACUAUAUACUAAACUUUAUAUUGUCUAUAGUUUGAUAGAUAUUUUCAUAUUUAAAUAUGAGUUUUCUAAAAAUAUUUUAUCAACCAUGUUUUUGUACAAUAACAUUAAAAAUCUAUAUCAAAAGGUUGUUGGACCCGAUAUGAACGUAAUGAGUCCACAUCGGUUCGGGUAUUUAGGAUCCUAAGAAAAUUCGAAAUAUCUAAAAAAACUGAAAAAUAUCUGAAACACGAAAAGUACUUGAAACUCUAAACAAAUAGUCAAAAAAAUUCAAAUACCUAAAAAUUCAAAUCUUAUUCAAAAUCUGCCACUGAACUGAAAAUACCCAAAAUUUUAUCCAAAUACCCAAAUUUUUUUUACUUUGAAAAUUUACCUGAAAUCAAAAACUAUAAUCGUAAACUAAAAAUCUAAAAAAAAUAUCCAUAAUGCUGGAAACAUAUUCGAAAUAUCUAAAUAUACCUAAUAAACACAACAUAUUUAUGAUCGGGUCUAGGGUAGGAUCCAGACUCAAACAAAGACAUACAGAUCCAAAAAACCCCCAAAUAUGUUAUCUUCUCUGGACCUGAACUAAACCUAUAUUUCCGGGUCGGUUCGGUUUGUUUUUUUUAUCCGGAUAUAAUUCUCAUGCGUAAAAAAAAUUUACGUAAAAAUGUACAUAUAAAAUAUCAAAUAAACUAAUUCAUAGAUUAUAUAACUGUUAAAAAUUAUAUUUUCGAUAUUAUAAAACUUUGUAUUAUAGUAUAAUCCAAAAAAUCUGCGCUUUCCAAGCGCGGGUCAAAAUCUAGUUUUCUUUUAAAAUAUUAAGGGACCUGUUUUUUUGUGUGGUCCAAUUUGGGUCUGAAACCAAUUUUCUUAGAAGGCGACGUCGUAGCUGUGGUUAUUGAUUUAUUCACACAUCAAGUUGUCAAGGUAUUAUUUCAAAUAUUGUUCACAUCAAACGCAUUUUUAAAUAAUACAAUCCCAUAAUUUCUUAUUAGACACUCCAAUUAAUUUGGAGACGAUAUUUUUUUUCUUCAUUUGUUUACUUCUCUAUUUAUUGCCAUGUGAGAUACUUCUCUUCCCCAUGUCCAACUUCAACCCCAUAAAUACGAUCCUCGCUUCAUCCUUCCUUUUGUGUUUCUUUAGAUACUUGGAAAUAACUUAACGGCAUCAAGAAACGGGCGUUACUGUCGACCUGACAAAAUGCCUUGUCUUUACAUUACUACAAACGUGAAUAUGGAGGGCGUUGACACCGAUGCGUUCUACUUGGAAGUCACGAAAGCCGUCGCUUCCAUCGUCGGACGGCCUCAGAAUUUGGUGAUGGUGGUGCUGAAGGGAUCAAUAGAGAUAGUGUUCGGUGGGAACAAAGAAGCAGCUGCAUAUGCAGAGAUUGUGUCUAUGGGAGGCAUCACUAAACAAGUUAAGAGACAGCUUAUCGCGACCGUUGGUUCUAUUCUACAUUCUCAUUUUUCUAUUCAUCCUACUCGUUUUAUCUUAAAAGUUUUUGAUAUGCAAGCUUUGCCUCUUCUUUCUAAGCUAUAGUUUUAUUAUCUGUUUAUUGUUCAUCAAACAAAAAAAUUAAAUGAUUGGUUGGUAUCAUUCGAGUUAACGACCAUAUACACAUCAAUAUAUCGUUUCUUAUCUUUAUUUGUUAUUUGAUCUUAUACAAGCUUGAUUAUUAAACUAUUAUAUCAUCAUUCGAAAUCUUGAACACAUAAUCUUAUUAUACAACUUGAAAGAAAACAUACCGAUCGAGACUCGAGAGAUGUCCUAAUCCGAGAGUCUGACUGAGUCUUUGGACUCGGUCAUAAUUUCAUUUUCUUGUAUAUAAUUACUCUUAACAAUUGUUUAUUAGAGAACUAGUCUCCAUUUUGAAGAUAGAUUGUGAAAAAUUUUGGAAUCUUGAAGUUUCCUGUUUAUAAUCGUUUAUUUUACAUAAGAACAGAUAUGAAUGGAAUUAUUUUACUAUAGACGACAAAACAUUUCUCAAAAGAAAAACGAAAGAAAAAUCACAAGUUGUAUAUUUCUCUUUUUGAUUGGGACCAAUUGGUACACACGUUGUUGAUAUGGGCCACAUUAGAGUGGUAUCUUCACAGUGGGAUCAAACAAAAGAUCCCAGAAGAUAGCAAGAUAUGAGAUUUCAAGAUGCAAAGUAUGGAAGCAUGGGAAUGAUGGUAUCGUUAGUCACCGACACUAAUGAUAAGUCACUCUAAUACAAGAUGAAGAAAACUAAUUAUAAAAAAACAUGAAGAAAAAUACAAGAAUCAACUAGAAACUAAAUCCAUUAGGUGCGAUUGCGGCUUAUAUCAUUUGAGAUAUGAAACAAAUGAAUGUUGAUUUAUUGGUGACACCGGGAAAGCACUUAAAUGAUAAAUAAAGUGGUCUCGAAAUCAUCACAACUCUGGAAACAAGAUAUGCAGGCGCCUAAUUGUUUUUAGAAAAUCUUCAUACGUCUCUAAGAGGUUCCCAGAAAAAACACAAGUCACUCUUAUUUACCUGCGAGGGAAAUGGAUGAUCAGUGAUCCCCACUAUUAGUGAGAUCUUCAAUUUUUAGUAUUAUACACAUUUAUUACAGUGAAAGGAUAUCAGAAACAUAUAAAUAUUUGUUUGCAAGGCACAGCAAUCUGCGACUGCGACCAGCAACCAAAUGUUAUUAUUUUUGUUGUCGAAGAUUCCUGCGAUUUGAGACCUCCAACUGCGACAUAUGACUAGUCGUUGGUCGUAAGUUGUUGUUUUCGUUGUUGUGGGACUAAUAGCACGAUCAGGUUGCAUCGUAAUCGAAAGUUGUUGUUUAUUUGUUGUUGAACGACUGAGCAAUCGCAAGUCUCUAUUUUAAGUGGUUAAAAAAUUAGUGACUAAAUUGCGACGCAAGUGAAAGAAUUAUGCAACGACCAAAUGUUAAACAGGGUCAUAAAUACUAAGGUUUGUUACCGUAGAGUAAUAAAGUGAAAUAAUAUAUAGCGAUAAAAAGUAUGGAAUGAUAAAAAAGAAACUAGAGUAAAUGAGAAUAAAAUGAAUAAUUGUAAAAUAUUUUAUUUUUUUAUCAAGAUUUUACUUUAGGUUUAACUUUAAAAAGUGUGAUUGUUUGGUUGAUUUAAAGUAAAGUUAAGAGUUAAUUUUUUUUAAGUUGUUACUCUAAAAAUAAAGAAAGUAGUUAUACCAUUUUAUUUGAAUUUUAAUGUAUUUUCUUGUUUGGGUGUAAAACUGUUUUUCUUCUAUUUGAAGUUGAACCUCUUAUAAAAAUGUACAAAUAAACAAGAUGUUUGUGUUAUUCUAAUAUUUUGUUCUCUUUAUUACUCUGUAAAAUUUUCACUUCACAUAAAAAGUGAAAAUCUUACUUAGAAUAUAAGAUGGAGUUACUAUUUUUAUGUAAUUGGUGAAAAUAGAGUAACUGAGAGUAAAGUUAUCUCUCUUAAUUUUAUUCUAACUUAAGCAAAAAAUCACACCAUUAAUUAAUGGCUUAAUUAAUUAAUUAUAUAUAUGCAUAUAUAUUAUUAACCAAUUAAGCUAACAAAAAUAUUAAAAAUCAUAAAUCAUAUGGGGGUGAUUGGUUGAGUUGUAACUUUAGAAAUUUACUUUAGAAUUUUGUCUGUAGGAUUUUUUGAUUUAGCUUUAAGAGCUGUACCUUUAAAAUUUUCUACAGCCAAAAAGAUGGAGCUUUAGAAAAUAAGACUUUUAUAGCUAGUUUUUUUUGUUUUUUGGCUGUAGCUUUAAUUUUUUGGUUGUAGCUUUAAAAAGUAAUGUAAAGCAUGAUUGGUGA